Molecule: messenger RNA, 2200 nt
Organism: Equus quagga
Lineage: Eukaryota; Metazoa; Chordata; Mammalia; Perissodactyla; Equidae
Product: zinc finger protein 169-like
Exons: 5
Coding region: 210-2027 (605 amino acids)
Biological process (GO): proteolysis; regulation of DNA-templated transcription
Molecular function (GO): serine-type endopeptidase activity
Source: RefSeq, a predicted model, not a curated record
UUUCCCUCAGGCCGCCGCGGCCCGCCCGCCCGCGCCUCCAUCUGGGUCCUCGCGCGCGGCUCUCGGGCGGCGGCGGACGGCGGCGGCGGGCGCGAGGACCCGGCUGUCCCCGCGGAAGACGACGGCGGGCGGCAGCCUUCUCCGCGAGCCUGAGAUCUGCCUCUGCAACUUGACUCUCCUCCAGGCGGAGCACUCAGGAGACCAGGAAUAUGGCCCCAGGGCUCCUGACAGCCACAGACGAGGCAUUGAUGGCCUUCAGAGAUGUGGCUGUGGCCUUCACCCAGAAGGAGUGGAAGCUCCUGAGUCCUGCUCAGAGGACCCUGUAUCGGGAUGUAAUGCUGGAGAACUAUAGCCACUUGGUAUCGCUGGGAAUUGCCUUUUCUAAACCCAAACUCAUCACACAACUGGAGCAAGCGGAUGAGCCCUGGAGAGAGGAGAGCGAAGGUGUUCUGGACCUUUGUCCAGAACCAGAGGCAGAAUUCCGGCCCUGUCUCUCCUGCCCGGUGGCCUUUUCCAGUCCGCACUUCCUCACACGAUAUGUGCUGUGCGGUCACCCCCCGCAGGUCUUCCCAAGCUCAUCUGCAGGAAGCCACUUGCCACUACAAGCUCCUCGCUGCUCCAGUGGAAAAGCAGAAGAUGGAGAGACAGAAGGCUCUGGCACCAUGUUCGGGAGUCUGCAGCUCAGCGGGACUUCGAGGGCAUUCUUCAGCCCAUCUCAAGGUCAGCCAGUAGACUGGGUGGACGGCAACAGAGGUGGAGUAAUAGGUCAUGACCCGACCCAGGGGAUGAGCUCUCAGGAGGCAGACGCCACGUUCACGGGGACAGACAUCUCGGGAUCUGGAGCAGUCAUAUGUGGAAAAUACAGACCAGGACAUAGCACAAAGUCAAGCCUCUUUGGUCUCCAGAAGCAUCAUGUGUGCCCCGAAUGUGGCAGAGGCUUCUGCCAGAGGUCAGACCUCGUCAAGCACCAGAGGACGCACUCUGGGGAGAAGCCUUAUAGUUGUAUAGAGUGUGGGCGACGCUUUGGCCGGAAGUCCUCCCUCACCAUCCACCAGAGGAAGCACUCCGGGGAGAAGCCUUACAUGUGCAGGGAGUGUGGGCGACGCUUCAGGUACACGUCCUCACUCACGAACCACAGGAGGAUACACUCCGGGGAGAGACCCUUUGUCUGUCAGGAGUGUGGGCGAGGCUUUCGUCAAAAGAUUGCCCUCAUCCUGCACCGGAGGACACACUUGGAGGAGAAGCCCUUCAUAUGUCCUGAGUGUGGGAGAGGCUUCUGCCAGAGGGCAUCGCUCCUCCAACACCGGAGCUCGCAUUCGGGUGAGAGGCCCUUCCUGUGCCUUGAGUGUGGUCGUGGUUUCAGGCAGCAGUCGCUGCUCCUCAGUCACCAGGUCACACACUCAGGGGAGAAGCCUUAUGUCUGUGCCGACUGUGGGCAUGGCUUUCGCCAGAAGGUCACCCUCAUCAGACACCAGAGGACGCACACCGGAGAGAAGCCUUACCUGUGCCCUGAGUGUGGGCGUGGCUUUAGCCAGAAGGUCUCCCUCAUGGGACACCAGAGGACGCACACAGGGGAGAAGCCUUACGUGUGCCCCGAGUGUGGGCGUGGCUUUGGUCAGAAGGUCACGCUCAUCAGGCACCAGAGGACACACACAGGGGAGAAGCCGUACCUGUGCCCUGAGUGUGGGCGCACCUUUGGCUUCAAGUCACUCCUCACUAGACACCAGAGGACACACUCAGGGGAGGUGGCUGAUGUGUACGGAAUGUGUGAGCAAGGACUGGGCCAGAAGUCCAACCUCACCUCUGACCAGAGGACACACUCUGAGGAGAAGCCGUGUGUGUGUGGUGUGUGUGGGCGUGGCUUUGGCUUCAAGUCAGCUCUCAUCAGACACCAGCGGACCCAUUCGGGAGAGAAGCCGUACGUGUGCAGGGAGUGUGGUCGUGGCUUUAGCCAGAAGUCUCACCUCCAUAGACAUAGGAAGACCAAGUCUGGCCAUCACCUCCUGCCGCAAGAGCUGUUCUCCUGACCUUUCCUUUCCCCUUGAGUGUGAAUAUGGCAGAAAUCACUGGGAAGUGUUCUGCUUUCCCGAAAUGGAAUGGAGGGAAAAAAUGGUGCUUUCUUUCCGUGUUCAUAAGAUAGUCGGUUUAUGGUUUACUUUCUAAGCAGCAGUCCUCUCUGUGUUUUAUGGCCUUUUGUUUU